GAUGUUUACGAAGUUAUGCAUGAAGGCCAAGUGUCCAGUGUGUCAAGCUGGCAUCAACCAACCACUUAAAUACACACACAAACAGACACACACACACACACACACACACACACACACACACACACACCUGCAAGCGCAGUGGGAAAGCCAUUUGCUACAUCCCCCCUCCCAUCUCAAUAGAGCCGUUCUCACCGGGCAAUUUACAUAUCCCAUAAUUUAGCCCUAAUCUCUCCCCUCGCUGAGGUUGUUUGGAGGAGAAUGGGCUUUCGUCCCGCGCCGUCUCUCCAGGCGUGUGUGUGCUGUAAUGUGUAUGAGCGGGAGUGAAUUAGGAUUCUGCAUUUUACCGUGUUUGGACGCCGUUGCUGUAGAGGUACACACACCUGUGACUGGGCUCUCAUUAGCUCCUUUGUGUGAUCCCUAGCUUGUAAAAAAGGAAAAUACGUUUGCAAUCACUCAGUAAAGCCUCCAGUAAUCACUGAGUUUUAGUGAGGAGGUGAUGGGGGGAGGAAGCCUCCAAGCCUCCUGACCAGGCUACCUCGUCGGUCAGUUAGUCAGGCUGUUUGUCAGUCAGUCAGUCAGUCAGUCAGUCAGUCUGUUAGUCAGUCUGUUAGUCAUUGAAACACACAUACUGGCCUCUCAAAGACACCAUCAUGCCCAAAAAAUCGAAAGAAGAGCCCAUGUGGGAAGGGGAAGAGGUGUCCCUUCCGUGGCAGCCCCAGAGAAAACUGAAGAAAGGGAAGAAGGACAAUAAGGGGAAAAAUAGUUUCUUUGAGGACCUUGCCACAGACGGCAAAGUGGAAGCAGAGGAGCCGGCUGUGAAGGAGACGCAGGGGAAGCAGAAAAAGAAGAAAGACCGCUGGAAAGGGCGAGCCGGUGACCCCGACAAUGAUGACGAUGACGAGCAGAUCAUGCAGCGGCUGAAGAGGUUGCUCGUUGCUAUGGCGGCCCAGGAGGAGGAAGAGGAUAUGCAGCCAAGUAAGAAAGGAGGCAGAAAAAAUAAAGGGGGGAACAUCUUUGAUAACCUCAGCCAGGGUGGGAGUGACGAGGAGGAAGGUGGAGAAGACCAGGAGUCUGGGGACACGCCGUCAGCCAAGAUCACUGUUCCCCACGUAAGUUCCCCCUGCCGGCCACAUCCGUCACUGACACUCGCACCGGAAAGUCUCCCUAUCAGCCAACGAGACUUCCAUCACCACAACAACCUACACAUGCAACCUGCCUGCCUCCGCCCCCUAGUCAUAGCACCCCAACCUGUCCAAAUGCAACCAAAUCUCAAAUUUGCUGUUAAACACCUGAUCCCUAAACAGCAAGGGCCUCAUACUCAAUGA
This is a messenger RNA of Gadus macrocephalus (Pacific cod), 1325 nucleotides long. Its product is annotated as ATP-binding cassette sub-family F member 1-like. The transcript is spliced from 3 exons. The record is from RefSeq and is a predicted model, not a curated record. NCBI's taxonomy places the organism in Eukaryota, Metazoa, Chordata, Actinopteri, Gadiformes, Gadidae. The coding region runs from base 651 to 1325 and encodes 224 amino acids.